Messenger RNA from Enterobius vermicularis (human pinworm), 1095 nucleotides. NCBI's taxonomy places the organism in Eukaryota, Metazoa, Nematoda, Chromadorea, Rhabditida, Oxyuridae. The record is from the annotation of a GenBank genome assembly.
AUGUCCGGUGGCGAUAAUGGUAUCGGGACGGCACAAGACGCAGUUUUACGAAAGUCUGAUACCUUACCUGAAGAUUCAGUUCAGAUUAAAGGCUACGACUUCAAUGAUGGCAUCGAUUAUGAAAAACUGAUUGAUUCUUACUUAUCAACAGGUUUUCAGGCGUCUAAUCUCGCAAUGGCGAUAAAGGAAAUAAAUGCUAUGCUUUCAAUGAGAGAUGAGCAUUCAUCGGAGGUGGUCGAAACGUUUAGUUAUCCUACUGGUAAAAAAAAAAAGAACUGCACUCUUUUCUUUGGAUAUACUAGUAACCUUGUUACUAGUGGCCUACGCGAACACAUAAGAUAUAUUGUCCAACAUGACUUAGUCGAUUGCCUAGUUACAAGUGCUGGAGGUGUUGAAGAAGACCUGAUUAAAUGCCUUGCACCUUCAUAUUUGGGUGACUUUGCAUUAGAUGGAGCUAAACUUCGCUCAUCUGGCCUUAACAGAGCCGGUAAUAUAAUCAUUCCGAAUGACAAUUACUGCUUGUUUGAAGAAUGGGUGAUUCCUAUAUUUGAUCGAUGUGAAGAGGAACAGAAGACGGAGUCUGUUUCGUGGACCCCUUCAAAGUUAAUAGAUCGUUUAGGUGGUGAAAUAAACGAUGAAGCGUCUAUUUGUUACUGGGCUCAUAAAAAUAAGAUUCCAAUAUUUUGUCCGGCUCUGACAGAUGGGUCAUUGGGUGAUAUGCUGUACUUCCACUCCUAUCGAGGAGGUGGAGUAAAGCUUGAUAUUGUUGAGGAUGUUAGGAAUAUAAAUAGUAUGGCAGUAGCAUCGAAACACACCGGAGUAAUCAUACUGGGCGGUGGAGUGGUAAAGCAUCACAUUAAUAACGCAAAUUUGAUGCGGAAUGGGUCAGACUUCACUGUCUACGUCAACACCGGCCAGGAGUUUGAUGGGAGUGAUUCAGGAGCGAGGCCUGAUGAAGCAGUAAGCUGGGGAAAAAUAAAGCCGUCGACAAAGGCCGUGAAAGUGUACGCCGAAGCAUCUCUUGUUUUCCCACUUAUUGUUGCGAAAACAUUUGCGAAAAAAGUUGAAGAGAGGAAGAAAUUAAUGGGGAAGUAA